UCUGUUACCAUUCUUAUGCUUAUUUCGAGCUGUUUCAUAUUUCGGCCACGAUAUUCCUAAGAGGACGCUAGAGGAUCCCGAGCCUUUCCCUGUCGCGCGGUCCGUUCAUCGGUGGUGCGACAAAGAGAGAGCGAUUGAUCGUCUGUACUUGUCUAAUUUACUAUCUCUUGUAGGGAAGUAGAGUGAACAAGAACCGUGCACGCUUUGCCGUUACCGUCAGGACGGAUGUAGUGUGCACAGAUUUUCUUAGGGGACGCGACAGAAUCCAAAAGCGUUUCAGGUUUCUCUCUGCCACUAUAAGUAUAGAACAAUGGAUAUGGAAGACUAUAGCGUAGAAUUAGAUCCAGAAACUGAACUUUACUGCACGUUGUAUUUAUUCGUUGAUGUGACGAAUAUCAUCGAAAUAUAUGAAAAAAUCAUCAAUGGCAAACUUUCUUGUUGCAUAACGAAAGCUUCUCUCAUAGUAGACGCUUUACAAGCGGUAGUAGCUACCAAUAAAGCCGCUCUGAAUGCUAAGCGAAAUCGUUUAACCACUAAAAGUGUGUACACAGAGAUACUAUUUUGCUUGUCAAUGACGAAAAAUAUAUCACGCUCUCUGAGUGCGUUUGGUAUCAGUGAUAAUGACAAGAAUAUCGUAGUGAUAUUAAUACACAAGCUUGACGAAAAACAAACAAUGUCAGCAGAUGUCUUGUGUAGUAUCAAAGGCGAGAGGAUAUCUAUUUCCAGGAUACAAGAGUUCACCGAUGUAAAUCUUGUGAAAAAGACUUACAAAAUCAACGAAGAUGAAUUGUGUAUUUCUGAUCUGACUGGCGCUGUAGUAUCAAGAAUCAGUUGCAAAGACUUUAUGUUAAUAAAAUGAGAUUAAGAAACAAAGUAAGAAGUUAUCUAAUAACCCACUUAAGAACAAAUCUUUUGCUAUUAAGAUGAGAAAUUUUAUUUGAUAUAUAUAUGUAUAUAUAUAGUUGAAGUGCAUAUAGAAUAUAUAACAUAUAUUGACAAAUAACUUAUAUACUUACAUUUCCUUCUUAUUGUCAUGUUUUCAUUCAUGAUUGCUUUUUUCUUGAAUUUUCUUGAAAUCAUGUAUUAUAAUAUACGUGAAUUCUACAUAUACUGGAGAAUAAUAAUUAACUAACCUAUCUUUCAAAAAAAUAUCGAUACAUUGUAAAAGUUAUGUAGUUACAUAAAUAUAUAUGAUUAAAAUAUCUUGAUUAAAUUCUUGAA
Molecule: messenger RNA, 1221 nt
Organism: Harpegnathos saltator (Jerdon's jumping ant)
Lineage: Eukaryota; Metazoa; Arthropoda; Insecta; Hymenoptera; Formicidae
Product: EKC/KEOPS complex subunit TPRKB
Exons: 2
Coding region: 311-859 (182 amino acids)
Biological process (GO): tRNA threonylcarbamoyladenosine modification
Cellular component (GO): EKC/KEOPS complex; cytosol; nucleus
Source: RefSeq, a predicted model, not a curated record